AUGGAGGUCAAAUUCAACUGGGAUGCGCUCCCGUCCACAAAGCUUGAGGCGUCCCGAUUGCUGACUCCCUUGGGUUGUCUAAUUCGAAAGAACUCGGCGAAGGUUCCCACUUUGACCUCAUUUCCAACCAAGUGCUCAAACUGUGGAGCCUUCACUAGCAUCUAUACGAAAUAUUACACAACGUCUGAUACAAUUUUUUGCCCCUUUUGCCAGUCGAACUCGAAAUUGGAGACAGGCACUUAUCCACAAGAAAUUGACUUCCAAAGUAUUGGUGAGUCAGAUGACACUUUCGACUACGUCUUGCCUACUGACAUAGCUCAGCCAAUUGUUUCUCGUGGCCCUGUUGUUCUUUUCGUCGUUGACACUUAUCAGCAUGUCGAGUGUCCAAAGGAGAUGGCAGCAUUGAAGAAAAGGUUGAUAGAAUGCAUCCUGGAAAUCCCGCCAGAAACACCUGUUGGACUAAUCACUUUUAAUCGAGAUGUCACUCUUCACCUGAAGAUUUCGGACAUUGAUAUUUCGGUUGACGACUUCCCCCUGACAAGCGAUCUUAAUGACAUUCUCGGUAACAAACCUAUGCUAGCGCACAUUCUUCUAAAAAUUGCCAACAACUCGAAAAAUAAUAUUUGGAAGGGGCAAAACCUCUUGCAGUCUGGUUAUUUCUUUAGCCCCUCAGAAUUGAUCCAAAGGGUUAAUGAAUUAUCUUCGAUGCCAACGCGAAGCUUUAAGUCUGAGCGUGCCUCUGGAUUAGCUUUACUAGUUGCAUCGUUGUUGCUUCUGUCAGCUUCUUCUUCAUCACUUCUAGGAAAAGUUAUGUUCUUUUCUUCAGGACCAUGUACGAUCGGGCCUGGCUUGGUCGUAAAAUCAGCCGAGAACAUUAGAACUCACGAUGAUAUUGCUAACAUGAAAGCCAGACACUUCGCAGAUUCUUCCAAAUUCUACAGGGCACUCUCAUACGUUGCAUGCGGCUACACUUUGAGCCAAGCUAAUGACGCCGCCUUUUCCUUAAAUGUAUCACUUACAGACUUUGCUGUGAAGCCGUCUGCUCCAAAGUUUUCAAUAAACUUAUUCUUUGGCGCCCUAGAUCAAGUGGGUCUAUACGAAAUGAGCCCUAUGUCAUCAGGAACUGGUGGUUCAAUCAUUUUUAGCGACUCUUUUGAAAGCCAUUCAUUUGGGAGCAAACUAAUGGCAAUCACACCUACAUUAUCAGAUCAGGAUAAUUGCAUAACGGUGAUGACAUCUACUGGAUUAAAAGUUUCCUACUCACUCAACUAUGGUACUCCCUAUCAAUCGUCAUAUCAAUACGGAAAUGCAUCGAAUUUUCACCAUCAAAGAAUUUCUGAUACCAUCACAGGUUUUGAAUCUCUGUUGCGCAAGCGCUACUUCACAAAUAGAUGGUAUCUAGGUGACCUUAGAGAUUCAGUCAGCUGUGUGCUAUUUGAGGUGGAUCCUCUUGCAUUGAACGGAAAGGACGUAUACAUUCAAUUUCAACUAGAAUGGUGGAGUCAUGAGUUACAGAAAAGAGUCAUUCGUUCUUCUACUCUUAGAAAACAAACUACUUUGAGUACCUUUCUUGGGAAAGUUGGUGAAUUCAGUAAAAUAACCAAAAAGGUCAGUGAGUCCGCAAGGCAUAAAGCGUUGCUUUCCAGCUUCAAUCCUGACACGUGGAUCACGAUAUUAACGAGACUCCUCAUCAAUAAGAUUGAUACAACGCUUGGCUUUGAGUCCUUUGAGGAGGUGAUUGAUAUAAUGGACAGCACUCUCAUCAGGAUCACGAACCUUUUUGGCAACAUACAAAAGGAAGCAUCUGUUUCGGAAAACCCAUUUGAGAAAUUGAAAACUCUCUAUCUGAUUGAUGAACAUUUCAAAAGCUUGCCUAUUUAUGGGUACUAUCUAAGAAGAAAUCCUCAGCUUGUCUCAAUUUUCAACAGCUCGCCUGAUGAAACAGCGUAUUUUCACCAUAUUUUUAUGGGUUUCGGGGUUGAAGAAUCCUGUAUUUUUAUUCAACCGAAGUUGUAUGAAGUUUGCGGAAGGGCCUUAUCUCCAAGACCUCUUUUGACUACUUCAAUUCAAAGUAAGGAUGAUGGUAUAUUCUACGUUUUGGAUACCUAUCACACCAUCAUCAUAUAUUUGCAUUGCAACAAGAACAAGCUACGGCUUCACAGCUCAGACAACGACGACAUCAUUUAUGGACGGAAAUUAGAAAAAAUCAAUCGCAUACUUGACAUUGUGGAGUCUGAGCUCACCACGUCGCGUACUUUUGUACCCAAGCUUGUCUUGACCCAGACCGGUCAUUCUCAGGCAAGUGGAUGGAAAGAAGACAAAGAGGAGAUGGUGGCAACGAGAGAAACUCCAGAAGCAAAUAACGAAAGAGGAUAUCAGCUCGGAGAAGUAUCUUGA
Molecule: messenger RNA, 2397 nt
Organism: Candidozyma auris
Lineage: Eukaryota; Fungi; Ascomycota; Pichiomycetes; Serinales; Metschnikowiaceae
Exons: 2
Coding region: 1-2397 (798 amino acids)
Biological process (GO): intracellular protein transport; endoplasmic reticulum to Golgi vesicle-mediated transport; COPII-coated vesicle cargo loading
Cellular component (GO): endoplasmic reticulum exit site; COPII vesicle coat
Molecular function (GO): GTPase activator activity; zinc ion binding
Source: RefSeq, a predicted model, not a curated record